This is a messenger RNA of Patiria miniata (bat star), 1520 nucleotides long. Its product is annotated as putative deoxyribonuclease TATDN2. The record is from RefSeq and is a predicted model, not a curated record. The transcript has a single exon. Lineage: Eukaryota; Metazoa; Echinodermata; Asteroidea; Valvatida; Asterinidae. The coding region runs from base 1 to 969 and encodes 322 amino acids. Gene Ontology annotation, molecular function: hydrolase activity, acting on ester bonds.
AUGGAUGAAUCUCGCGUGUGGGACGCGCACGAUGAUUACGUAGGCUUGGCUACAAAACCGGAACGCAAUCUACAACGUCCCACACGCGUCUCCUCUGUGUUCCACUGGAGGACCCUACAACGCCUCCUGCUCUGGAAUUCCUCUUGGCCUGCCACCACGGGGUUUGUCGACGCACAUUGCCACCUUGACAGGUUGUUCAACGCCACCGGACACACCGGGUGCCUAGUCGAUUUCUUUUGUCGCUCUGGUAUCGAAACGCACGACUUCACAGGCUGUAUAGCAGUUUUCUGUGAUGAGGCCACCCUGCGUGACUCUGAGAGAGUCAAGGAGCUUGUUUCCGACGAAAACGUAUUCGGUGCCGUGCGAUUCCACCCCAAAAACGCCCAAAAUUUCACCCAAGACGCCGAAGCUGUCAUUCGUUGUCUCCUAAAACAUCCAAAAAUCUGUGCCUUGAGUGAGAUAGGGUUAGAUUAUGCAAGAGGACAUGACCGGCAUACGAAGGCUCAGCAGUCGGUCUUUCGGCGGCUGUUGGGAGUUUCUGUUGAGCUUAAGGUGCCGGUCGUGAUCCAUUGUCGUGAUGCUGAGGAGGACUGUUUCAAGAUCGCUCUCGAGUCACUUCCCAGGUAUCAUCAUAUACACCUCCAUUGCUACAUGCGAAACUGGGAAGGGGCCCGGAAGUGGUGUGAUGCUUUCCCGAAUCUGUGUGUGGGGCUUACAAAUGCUGUCACCUGGGGGAACCCUGGCCCGAGGAGUGUGGCUCAGCACAUUCCUCUGGACAGGCUGCUCCUCGAGACUGACGCCCCAUACUUUCCUCCUAGAACCCAGGAAACGGUCCACUUCAGCGUCCCGACGAUGGCCCAAUUUGUGGCGGAGGAGGUGGCGCAUAUCAGAGACAUCCCCAAGCAGGAGGUGUUUUCUCACACUCUGAAGAACACUGAAUGGGUAUAUGGAGUGAAAUUCCGAACAUAACUGAAUCAGCCAUCUGAAGACUACUCAUCCACUGUUCGCUGGACCAGGAUGACCGCUGGAACCUUAUGCUGGACCCUAAUGCCCAUCGGACCUUGAAGCUCGCUCACAGGAUUAAUUGAUUGCGAGAAAUCCCAGACCGAUAUGAUUUAUAUCUACAUGUAUAUGGUAAACAAGAAUGACUGUAGGAUGUUGUUCCCGACCACAGUAAACUUGUCAUGAAGUAAUGUCAUGUUCUAAUGAUUGUAUUUAACAAUAGAAGUGAUUUUUUUUUAAUGCCAGUCGCUGUAUAAAAGGUUUCGUACUGCAACAUCUGUCCAAAAAAAGAACAAAAGAAAAAAAAAGAUGGACAUUUGUUUAUACAUAAACUAUAGAAAUAUGUUUAUGGAGUGUUUAUUCUUCAUUUUUCUGUCUUCUUUAUUUAUUGAAUAGUUAUAGGUAAGAAGGAAAAGUUAUAUGGAGGUAUGUUAUACAGAAAGUAUAGAAAUAUGUUUAUGGAGUGCUUAUUCUUGUUUUUUGUUUUUUCUUCUAUUUUGUUUUUCUCUCUCUCUAUA